GCCGUACCCGUCCAUCUCGCAAGCCCACGUUGAUUGUUGCGUCAACAUGGGUGUCUGCAGCUACUAUCAGCGAGGCGCAUGCAAGUUUGGAGAUUCCUGCAAAAAUGAACACCCUGGAAGUUCGCGAGAUGCAAACCGUGGAGGCGGCUUUGGCGGUUCUAACAACAACCGCUUUGGCGCCUUCAAUGGCGAUCGCUAUCGUCCUGGGCAGAACAGCGGAUCCAACGCGUUCGGAGGCAGCCGUGACUCCAAACCACCAAGCUUUCAUUUGGACAGGGAUGACAUGAAAAAUGAUCUUACCACGCAACGUCCAAUCUAUCCGCUGUCGUGCUAUGGACCGGGGCGAGAAGCUCCUCGCCAACUCAUCGAGGGCCCAGUUGAGAUCAGUCCCGACGAGCUCCGCCUGCGGUACUAUACUUUGCGAGCGGCGGGUAAUGAGCCCCAAGCGCAACAAGAGGAAGCUGCGCUCAACGAGAAAAUGCAGCAGCAGGUGAAGGCAAUUCUUGAUGACGUUGCUGGCGCCAUCCGUUAUGUAGAAGAAGGUGCCAACAUCCACCCUAAUCGGAUUGAUAUUGCCAAAGGCAACGUAAAUGCAAGCGAAUCAACCAACACUACAACUGCAUCCUCAGUCUCAGCCUCUGCUUCCACCGCAAACCCCUUUAUGAAAGCCGCGUCAGCAAAUCCAUUUCAAGCGGCGUCUGCCCAAACAUCGGCGUUUGGGCAGACGUCGACUCCGGGUUUUGGAAAGCCAGCAUUUGGCCAGCCAUCGAACCCAGCGCAAACUACCUCCGCGUUUGGUCAACGUUGGAGGAUAUGGACGAAAGAAGAAAGCGGUGUCUUCGCGGCUGGGGUCAAGGCUUCGAGUGAACGGAAACUUCAGGCGAACGGACGCGACGCGCUGGCCAAUCAACGCGAACAAAGCGUCUUCCCCCCCAGCAGCGCUAUGGACUGGGCGGCAGUCAAGAGUGAGAGCCUCGCGCGCACGGCAUCAUCUGUAUCGCCAUCUCUGCCGGUUGGAGCGGAUGUUUGGUUGCUGUCUCGGCCUGGCUGGAUCGAGGCAUCUUGCAUGCCAGUGGGCAACCCGCGCGAGGCGGCCAUGAUGGGCAGUACGGAAGCAUGUUUUGCGAGACUUGAUGGCAGGGGGCGGUGCCUACCGUGA
Messenger RNA from Exserohilum turcica Et28A, 1159 nucleotides. RefSeq lists its product as uncharacterized. NCBI's taxonomy places the organism in Eukaryota, Fungi, Ascomycota, Dothideomycetes, Pleosporales, Pleosporaceae. Gene Ontology annotation, molecular function: metal ion binding. The transcript has 4 exons. The record is from RefSeq and is a predicted model, not a curated record. Bases 47 to 1159 code for a protein of 370 amino acids.